Molecule: messenger RNA, 2024 nt
Organism: Astyanax mexicanus (Mexican tetra)
Lineage: Eukaryota; Metazoa; Chordata; Actinopteri; Characiformes; Acestrorhamphidae
Exons: 2
Coding region: 101-1027 (308 amino acids)
Source: RefSeq, a predicted model, not a curated record
GGUGGGCUGGCUGUGGCCUUUGCGGUAGCAUUAGCCUUAGCCUUUCGACUAUGCCGCCGAGACGUUACCCAUUCGCCCCGCUGUGAGUGCUUUUUUCUCCAUGGCUUCUGCUCAGGUUUACACCUGUUUAGAGUGUGGCAUGUAUAGCUUAGAUCCCUUAUCCACCGAUACUGGUAACAAUAGUGGUAUUUGUACUAAGUGUGAGAUAGUUAGCACCUUGGUGGAUAAGGUGAAUAAAUUAGAGCUGCACGUCCGGGGUUUAAUAAGGGAUAGACAGCAGGAUUCACUGUUAGCAGCCCCGGGUGUCUCAGGGAGAGUUAGUACCCCCUCGACUCCGGCCUUAGAGCCCUCACAGCGGGGCGAAUGGGUAACGUCUCGGCGGCAUAGUCGAAAGGCUAAGGCUAAUGCUACCGCAAAGGCCACAGCCAGCCCACCUAAACACCACGCUCCCCCAGUUCACGUGUCAAACAGGUUUGCCCCGCUCAGUGAAGCACCAACUGAGGAGCCUGUUAAAGGUACUCUGGUGAUAGGAGACUCUAUCGUCCGACACGUGAAAUUAGCUACUCCUUUAGGGGCACCAGCGGCAACAGUUACUUGUUUACCGGGAGCCAGAGCACCGGACAUUAGUGGCAACCUCAGGUUAGGGAAUAGGAGAUAUUCGAGGGUAGUAAUUCAUGUAGGGGCCAAUGAUAUUCGUCUGCAGCAGUCUGAAGUAACUAAGGCUAAUAUUAAAGAGGUGAUUAAACAGGCCCAGACGCUGUCCGAGGAGGUAAUCUGCUCUGGCCCCAUCCCAAUGAGGCGUGGUGAUGAAGCUUACAGCAGGCUUUCUUCGCUGAACCGCUGGAUGUCCAAGUGGUGUGCAGAAAAUCAUGUGGGCUUUAUAGAUAACUGGCUACACUUUGAGGGCAAGCCUGGUCUUUUAGGUAGGGAUGGUGUCCACCCCACGCGGGAGGGUGCUGCCUUACUUUCAUGCAGCAUAGCUCAUAGUCUUUUAGUUAGUCGGCAGAGUAGUAUUAGAAGCUGCUGACAAUCCAGAGCCGGGACCAGGCCGCAGACAGAGAGGCUUAACCGACCGUCUGCGAGCUGCAAAGAGACGUUACCUAGAUACCAAUGUAUUCAGACUGUGUCUGUCCCCCGAGUCAAACAAAAACAUCAAAAAACUAAAACAGUAAAUCUAAAUAACUUAACUUAUAUUAAACAAUCAUAUCCAGACUGUAGUACUAACAUUUCAAGCCUAAGGAUUGGUUUACUUAAUAUUAGAUCUCUAAAUUCAAAAGCAGUUCUGGUGAAUGAAAUGAUAACUGAUCAGAAAUUCGAUGUUCUGUGUCUGACAGAAACCUGGAUUAGGCCAAAUGAAUAUGUAGCAUUAAAUGAAGCCACCCCUGCAGGCUAUAAUUAUAUACACAAUCCGAGAUUGUCCGGUAGAGGAGGUGGGGUCUGCAUACUUUUCCAAAGUACCUUAGUUAGCAAUCAGAAACACUAUGAAAAUUUUACUUCUUUUGAGCUUCUUUACACCAGUAUAAUUAAUCCAGUUACAAAAAAGAAUGCAUUUUCUUUAAUUAACAUCUACAGACCACCAGGGCCCUAUUUAGAAUUUUUAAAAGAAUUUAGUGAUUUUGUCACAGACUUAGCAGUAAGUAAUGAUAAAGUGAUUAUAGUUGGAGACUUCAACAUUCAUUUCGAAAAAUUGGAUGAUCCAUUAAAAAAGGCAUUCACAUCGAUUUUAGACUCAGUUGGUAUUACUCAAAAUAUAACAGGACCUACUCAUUACUGUAAUCAUACUCUGGAUUUAGUUUUGACCCUGGGUGUGAGCAUAGAUAACCCGAAUAUUCGUUCUCAAACCUCCGCAAUUUCAGAUCAUUACCUUAUUUCAUUUAAAUUACAUCUUAGUCAUAAUAUAUGUACAUCCCCUAGCUACUCUGUAAAACGUUCAAUUACGCCUUUUACAGCCCAACAAUUUACAGAUAAGCUUCCAGACUUAUCAACUCUAAUGUACUCUCCUGUAGACCCAGUAGAACUAGACA